CUCAGCCGGCAGCAGUCUACCGUCGUCGUCCGCACGUAACAUACACGCGCGAACCGUCGUAUUAUUAUAAUAUUAUUAUUAUAGUCGUCGUUUCUGAUCGCUGUUUUAUUAUUUUUUUUUUUUAUACACACACCGUCUGUACUGUUGUUAUUGUUUAUUUUCCGCUUAGUACUGCAGCUGUGUGCGUUGCGAGCGUGAUCGAAGUGCAGUGCGCGUAAAUUACGAAACGACCCGCUCGAAUGCAGCGGACGACCGCCGCCGUUUUUGGUACGUCGUCGGCGCGCGCGUGAUCGCGUCUCCUCCAUUUCCGCGUCUUACGAUUUUUCUGUUUUAAAUGACAAUUUCGUGUUGAGCACGCAUACUCGAUAUAUACGUCACCGUUCGUAUAUAAACCUUUCCGACGCGUAUUUCAUAUACGAAUAACGACUGUUUUCGCGUCGAUUAUAAAAUGAUACAAGUGGCCGCGACGCCGAUGAUCGUCAAACCGAAAAUCGGAUUCUCCAUCGAGUCCAUCGUGGGCGCGGGUUCCCGGUCGCCGGCCAGGAGCGAAGGUUCGUCGGUGGCGCACGACGAGAGCGAGGCGUGCAGUUCGGCCGCCGGCUCGCCGCUGAACCCGGGAAGCGUAUCGCCGCCGCCGCAUCAUCACCAUCACCAUCACCAACAACAGCAUCAGCAACACCAGCAUCAGCAGUCGCACCACGUGCACCAACACCAGCAGCAGCAACACGAACAGCAGCAGACUUCUGCGUCAAGCGGCACCGGCGGCACAACCGUGUUCAAGCCGUCCGCGCUGCCAGCUGCCGCCGGUUACGGAUCAUCGUCCGUGGCCGCCGCAGCAGCCGCCGCCGCAGCCGCCGGACACUUGGCCAAAGGGUUGCAGUACGUGCACGAACCUCUGACGCCGCCACCAGCCCACCCACAUCCUCAUCAUCCGUUCGCGUUCGCCGCAGCCGCAGCCGCCGCCGCAGCAGCGCACCACUUUCAGCCGAAUCCGCACCAUCCGCAACAUCAGCCCACCCGCGACACGUACCCUCUGUACCCGUGGCUGUUAUCGCGGCACGGAAGGAUAUUUCCGCACAGAUUUCCCGGCGGUCCAGACAUACCAGGAUUUUUAUUACAACCCUUCAGAAAACCCAAAAGAAUAAGGACCGCUUUCAGCCCCAGCCAACUGCUUAAAUUGGAACAUGCUUUUGAGAAAAACCAUUACGUCGUUGGUGCCGAAAGAAAACAAUUGGCCCAAUCGCUGAGUCUAACCGAAACACAGGUCAAGGUCUGGUUCCAAAACAGGCGCACAAAGCACAAGAGAAUGCAACAGGAAGAAGAAGCCAAGGUGCAGCAACAGCAGUCGGGUGGCGGCGGUGGAGGCCCUAAAAACUCACAUCACGUCAACAAGUGGAAACAGGAGACCCAGAACAGCGGAUCCGAUAGUGAAAUGCACCAUUAUGGCGAGGGUUCACCGCAUUCGGUGCAGCACAGGGACGACGGGACGAUGCACUACGACGGAUACAGUUCCGAAGCGGAUAGCGACGUCUGAACGGUACGCGAGUAUCACGUACAUGAUCACCGUACAGGUGACAUGGGUACCGACAGCGUGGUAUCAUCGUUGGACCACGCGAUACCUCAGCCGCGACGGAGCGUCACGUGACCACUUCGAUUACCGUCUGGAACGCGACGCAUUGAUCUUCUUGUACAGAAUAUUAUGUAAUGUACAUACACAAGUGUAUUAUAAUUUUGUUCGAUUAUUAUUUUCCAUCUUGUACGCACAGAAAUGGAAACUGUCCAUUUUUCUAGUCAUUUUGUGUGCGUUGUUGUUUUUAAAUCCUCCAUUGUAUGUACCAUAAUAUAUUAAUAAAUAAUAUAUAUAUUUAUUUUAAAUGAAAUUUUGUAAAUAAUUGAAGCUUGAGGGCUUAUAUAGUAUGUAUAAUACCUGAGUGUAAAUAACAUAAGAUGUUUGUAGUGAGUAUAUUAUAUAUAUAUAUGAAUGCAAAUAACUCGCAAGUUUUUUUUAAUUAUUAUUAUUAUAUAAUGUACAAAAGACUAAUAAAAUGAUAUUUUCAUUUGUAGGCUAAUUAGAAUAAAUAUUAUAUAUUAUUAUAUAACAUGUAUUAUUAUUAUUAUUAUUAUUAUUAUUAUUAUAUUAUUACUAUUAUUGUCGUAUCGAUAAAACAUAAAAUUAAAUGUAAAAGUCUUAUGUACAAAAAUAAAAUUGGACAUUAUACGUUCGUCUCCUCUUUCUGCUGUGCAUAUAAGACGGAAAAUGCGUUCAUAAAUUAUUGUUAAUUUUAAUACAUAUGUGUUAUAAUCGAAGAAAGCGCAUAAUUGUUUAAUGUUUUGUUCGAAUAAUUAUGAUAAAAAUUUAAAAAAUAUAUAUCAAUAAUAAUAAUUUCCUUAAUUUACA
This is a messenger RNA of Aphis gossypii (cotton aphid), 2398 nucleotides long. RefSeq names its product homeobox protein EMX2-like. The record is from RefSeq and is a predicted model, not a curated record. Bases 449 to 1534 code for a protein of 361 amino acids. The transcript is spliced from 3 exons. Gene Ontology annotation, biological process: central nervous system development; brain development; neuron differentiation. Gene Ontology annotation, molecular function: DNA binding; DNA-binding transcription factor activity, RNA polymerase II-specific. Lineage: Eukaryota; Metazoa; Arthropoda; Insecta; Hemiptera; Aphididae.